GGGGCGGGCGACGGCGGGGUCCGGCGGCGGCGGUGGCAGCGGAGGGCGGGCGCCCACGGAGCGAUACUGGCCCGGCCUGGCCGGCAGAGUCAGUAAUGAUGAAUGGCUCUGACCUCGCCAGUACAACGGCGUCCAGUCCCAAAUCCAAAGAGGACCAAGUAGUAAACGGCCACGAUGAAAAGGAAAACAACCCCUUUGCAGAGUACAUGUGGAUGGAGAAUGAAGAAGACUUCGACAGACAGGUGGAAGAGGAGCUGCAGGAGCAGGAGUUUCUUGACCGCUGCUUCCAGGAGAUGCUGGAGGAAGAAGACCAGGACUGGUUCAUUCCAUCGCGCGACCUGCCCCAGGGCAUGGGGCAGCUGCAGCAGCAGCUGAACGGGCUCUCUGUUGGUGAUGACCACAAUUCAGAGGACAUUCUGAGCAAAAGCAACUUGAAUCCAGAUGCCAAGGAGUUUGUGCCCGGCGUGAAGUACUGACCAUCAAGGCAGGCUUUGGAAAGACUGUGUCCCGGCUCCGGGGGAAGGUGGCGGGGGGGAAGGAGGGAGGGGAUCAGCCCCCAGCUGGACUCUGCGCCGUAGCGGAGUUGCUGCAAUGUGGCGAAAUCUUGCUCUACGCUUCAAGUACCUUUUUUUUCAUUUUUUUUUCCUCUCUCUUUUUUUUUUUUUUUCCCAAACUCUUUCUUUGUAUCGUCUAUCACCUUAUUUUGGCAGUUUUUGCUUUGUAGGACUUGCGGCCCUUAGGUCUGUCCUCGAGGCCAGCACUCCCCCUGCUUCAGAGGCCCAUUUUGAUGCGUGCUUCAGACCUGCUAGUGGAAAAGUCAUGUUUUCUUGUUUAAGUAGAAUUUGUAGGGAUCCCCCUGCUCACCUGCUCCCACCCUGGAUGCAGUGAGCCUGGGCCAGGAGCCAUGCUGGCUUUCCCUGUUUCCGUUAACCAGGAUUUCUUUCACUAAAGGAAAGGUGAAGUGUAACAAGACUGUAAACCCUAAAUUCCUCUAAGCAGCAGCCUGCCCAGCUCUCCAAUAGGUGCUGAACACUAAUUUACGUGCUUCUUUGCUGGUAGAUAAGAGUCCUGACUGCUUAAUCAGUUGUGGGAGCUCUUAGGGAAGACCAGACCCCCUCAGGCAUCCAUCCCAAGGGAAGGGCUGCUCCUACAAAACACCUUAAAGAAUUUUCCCCCCAACUCUUGAGCUUAUCCAGCACUACGGGCUGUGGCUCAGAAGCAUCUGUACCUUCAGUUCUCAUUGAAAUAAAUCCAAGAAAACUGAAUAGAGCCCAUUCUCAGCAGAGUGGAGCGGUGGGGAGUUGGUGUCAAGCAACCUUCCUAGGAAAGGAGGGGGAUCCUUUGUCAGGAUGAAUCUGAGUCCCAAGGAGCACCCACAAACUUGGAUAGAGAAGGUGAUGGGCAGCAUCUUUGUGCUGGUCCCUGCAGCCCCCUUUGCCAAGGCUCUGGUGGCAGAUGGCAUUCAAGGCAAAGCUGUUGGAACGGCUGUUGGUGAGCAGGAUCCAUGCGUCUGUCGGGUAAACUUGCUUUUGGGGGCCUCUUUCCCCAUCGGUAGGAGCUGGUCAGGCUUCAGCUACCCAAACCAUCAACCUGGGUGCUUCGGGUAUUUUAAAUCCUGUGCUUAGUGGGAUCCUUUGGAGAGGCAGGGUCAGAAAUCUGUAUCCAAAGGAAGCAGAAGCUUCUCGGUGAGGGGCGUAGCCUAACAGUUUAAAUAGUUAUUGGCUCUAGUAACGUGGAUGGGAGCUUUUUGCUCAUCCGUGUAAAUCUCACCUCCCGGGUACAGUUACUUCCAGUAUUCCCUUUACUUAAACAGAGUAGUUAAUGGAGGGGGAUUACAGAUCCCUGCGGGCUUUGCAGAGAUGGAAGCUAAUGGCCACUCAAUAGCUGACAGCUCGGUCUGUCUCCAUUAGCUCGGCACAACAAAGCUGAGCGAGGCAGCUCCUGCCGCCGGCGCCCAUCGGCAAGCUCAGCAGGAGGGCCCGGGGUUAUUGGACCACAAACACUAACGGGGAGCAGAGGUUUGAGCUGAUUUAGCUCAGCUGCUCUCUGUACAGACCGUUCCGUAACUCAACAGAUCUCCCCUCGCUGGCUGCGGGUCUUAAAACCAGCACUAAACCCUGACACUGCUGCAGCUGGAGCUGGCAGCCAGUUGAAGGUGCCCAUCUUAAAUAUUGCUGCCCAGAGGUAGGGGUUGGUUUGGGGUGAAUUCUCCUGUUUCCCGGUACAACCCGUGCCUUCAGCGCCUGUGUGGGCACGGGGAAGGGCAGCUGUAUGCUGGGCAAACUUCUUUUGUAGCGGUAGUGCAGUUUCCCCACCACCACCACCACCCUUUCUCUGGUUUCCAUUUGAUUCCUUACCCAAAAAAACCACCCUCACCCUCUGAUGUGCUGUAAAUUUCAAACAAUGCGUUAUUAAAAAUAAACUUUUUUUGGAACUGCGCGGUGCAGAA
Calidris pugnax (ruff) is the source of this 2449-nucleotide messenger RNA. RefSeq names its product poly(A) binding protein interacting protein 2B (gene PAIP2B). Gene Ontology annotation, biological process: negative regulation of translational initiation. Gene Ontology annotation, cellular component: cytoplasm. Bases 96 to 476 code for a protein of 126 amino acids. The record is from RefSeq and is a predicted model, not a curated record. The transcript is spliced from 4 exons. Lineage: Eukaryota; Metazoa; Chordata; Aves; Charadriiformes; Scolopacidae. Gene Ontology annotation, molecular function: mRNA regulatory element binding translation repressor activity.